CGGAGGAGGAGAGUGGCGACAGCGGCAGGCUGGUAGCUGUGCUGCAGGACCCGGGCUAUGAGGUGCUGUGGAGCGCAGUGGACACCACCGUCGACGACCCGCGGCUGAGGCGCCAGCAGCCACUGUUCUUCGGCCCGCCACCCUCCUCAUCCUCCUCCUCAAGUGCAUGCAGCGGGGGACGCGAGGGGUGCGACGGUAGCGCCAGGGCUGGCGGCAGCGCUGGAGGCGGCGCCGGCAGCCGGAGUUGCAAUAGUGAUGGCGUUGUGGAAGAUGACGACAGCAGCAGCAGCGGGAGCAGCAGCUGGGAGGAGGAGGAGGAGGAGGAUGACCCAUGGGUCGCUGCUGGUGGCGCCCCGCUGAUAGCAGAGGUUGGCCCCGGCGAGGUGCUGUACCUGCCCUCCAUGUGGUUCCACCAAGUGGAGCAGCGGCUGGGGCCGGCAGCAGGGGCGGCAGCAGCGGCGGGGGCAGGGGAGGAGCAGGAGCAAGAAAAGGAGGAGGUAAAGGAGGAGGAGCAGCAGCAGGAGGCGGAGGGCGACUACGUGAUCGCAGUCAACUUCUGGUACGACAUGCGGUACGACAGCCGCUACGCGGACUUCAAGCUGGGUGAGGGGCUGGCGGUGCUGCUGGGGAUGGCCCAGGAGCCGCCGGGCAGGGAGG
Astrephomene gubernaculifera is the source of this 657-nucleotide messenger RNA. NCBI's taxonomy places the organism in Eukaryota, Viridiplantae, Chlorophyta, Chlorophyceae, Chlamydomonadales, Astrephomenaceae. The record is from the annotation of a GenBank genome assembly.